This is a messenger RNA of Pteropus alecto (black flying fox), 2225 nucleotides long. It is a transcript of the gene MYLIP, whose product is annotated as myosin regulatory light chain interacting protein. The record is from RefSeq and is a predicted model, not a curated record. The transcript is spliced from 6 exons. Gene Ontology annotation, molecular function: ubiquitin-protein transferase activity; cytoskeletal protein binding. Gene Ontology annotation, cellular component: cytoskeleton. NCBI's taxonomy places the organism in Eukaryota, Metazoa, Chordata, Mammalia, Chiroptera, Pteropodidae. Gene Ontology annotation, biological process: ubiquitin-dependent protein catabolic process. The coding region runs from base 288 to 1370 and encodes 360 amino acids.
UGGCGUGCGGCGCCACCGUGGAGACCCGGAGAGUCAGCCGGCGGCCUGGCAAGGGGGUAGUGGGAGGGAGCGGCAGCCGCAAGGCGCAGGACAAGGGUCUGCAGGGCGGCAGCCUUUCAGGACCAGCCUCGCCGAGACCCUGACUGGGUCUUAUUGGUGGCAAGGCGGCAUCCCCGCGCACACCAAAGAGGAGGCGGCUUUGGAGGCAGCGGCGGCCCCAGCCAUGCUGUGCUAUGUGACGAGGCCGGACGCGGUGCUGAUGGAAGUGGAGGUGGAGGCGAAAGCCAAUGGCGAGGACUGCCUCAACCAGGCAUAUCUUUUUCUUGCAUAUCAAGGAGGCCCUCCAGGCUGGCCAUCUCCAGUGUUCCCCAGAGCAGGCAGUGGAACUCAGUGCCCUUCUGGCCCAGACCAAGUUUGGAGACUACAAUCAGAACACUGCCAAGUACAGCUACGAGGAGCUGUGUGCAAAGGAACUCUCCAGUGCCACCUUGAACAGCAUUGUUGCAAAGCAUAAGGAGUUGGAGGGGACCAGCCAGGCUUCAGCUGAAUACCAAGUUUUGCAGAUUGUGUCCGCAAUGGAAAACUAUGGCAUAGAAUGGCAUUCUGUGAGGGACAGCGAAGGGCAGAAACUACUCAUUGGGGUUGGACCUGAAGGAAUCUCAAUUUGUAAAGAUGACUUUAGCCCAAUUAAUAGGAUAGCUUACCCUGUAGUGCAGAUGGCCACCCAGUCAGGAAAGAAUGUGUACCUGACCGUCACCAAGGAGUCUGGGAACAGCAUCGUGCUCUUGUUUAAGAUGAUCAGCACCAGGGCAGCCAGCGGGCUCUACCGAGCAAUCACGGAGACACAUGCUUUCUACAGGUGUGAUACAGUGACCAGUGCUGUCAUGAUGCAGUAUAGCCGAGACUUGAAGGGCCACUUGGCAUCUCUCUUUCUGAAUGAAAACAUUAACCUCGGCAAGAAGUAUGUCUUCGACAUUAAAAGAACAUCGAAGGAGGUGUAUGACCAUGCCAGGAGGGCUCUGUACAAUGCCGGCGUUGUGGACCUUGUCUCGAGAAGUGACCACAGUCCUCCAAACUCUCCUCUGAAGUCUUCGGAGAGCGGCAUAAACUGCAAUAGCUGCGAGGGCCUCAGCUGCCAGCAGACCAGAGUGCUCCAGGAGAAGCUGCGUAAGCUGAAGGAAGCCAUGCUAUGCAUGGUGUGCUGUGAGGAGGAGAUCAACUCGGCCUUCUGUCCUUGCGGCCACACCGUGUGCUGUGAGGGCUGUGCCGCUCAGCUCCAGUCAUGUCCGGUCUGCCGGUCGCGGGUAGAGCAUGUGCAGCACGUCUACCUUCCAACCCACACCAGUCUUCUCAACCUAACUGUCAUCUGAUCUGUUGUGCACUUACUGGACAGGCCAUGUUUCUGUGAACUGCCCUAUUAUUAACUAUAAAAUGAUAGAUCGUGGAGUAAAAUAAAUACUCCGACACCCAUCUGCCAUGCAACGUUUAAGAAAGAAAAGGAAGAAUAAAAAGAAUACGAUACUCCUCACCACCAAAACACAUGAGCAGCUCCAGUGGUGGGGACCAGGAAGACCUCGGGACACAGACACAUUCCUCAGAUUUUCAUUCUUUUUAUGAUCAAGUAAAGGAAUAGUAAAAUCUCUGAUGUCAGUUAAGUGGUGACAUAGCCAAAAAGUGGGUACCGGUACCUUUUAGGAAGUGAUGUUGUAAGUCUCCUUAAUGUAUCCCAAGGUAAGUUUUCUACUUAACAGCCAGUUUGUAGGAAUUGGUUUGAAGAAUUUACUUGGUUGGUUUUUUUUGUUUGUUUGUUUUUUGUUUGGUUGGAUUUUUUGUUUUGUUUUUGUUUUGUUGUUACUUUGUAUGGUCACAGAGCUCUGAACAUUUUUAACAGGAAGAUUUUUCUUAAAGAAAUAGUUGUCGUUUUAAUGUCACUUCUGUUUUUAUAACUCGUUUAAGAAUUAUUGGGAAGCAAACAUUUAAAAAUUAAUUCUGUGGCUUUUAAAAAAAAGUUGACAGCAAAGUGGUCAGAUUUAAACCAGUCUGGCUAGUAGAAAACAGAUAACUCAACGUGGGUGGCUUCCUGUUCCCUCCCCAUCUCCUUACCCCCAGGCCUUUCAAUUAUAAAGUGCUACCAAUUUGGUUAAAAGAUUUCUGUGGAAUAGUCAGCACUCCUUGGGCCUCUUGAGCUGGUGGAAUAUUUUAAGAUCGAAAAGGGAGUAUGCCUU